AUGGAACCUGAAAUCACGUGGCGGUUAUCUAAAGGUGAGCGAGGAGAGUUCAAAAGUUAUUUGGACACACAGGAUGUGCGACGACGACUGGGUCAACCUCGCAGUGGCCGACGAUUCUCUCGUCGUCAACCUUCUCCUCCGCCUCCACCACACUUCUCCUCCGCCACCGCUCUCUCUUCACCUCCACUGGACAGUUCGUCAGCGCCGCUCAAGAUCCGUGCGCAGACACGCCGCCGCCGCUCACAAAAAACCCGAGUCCACAAGAGCCAGCCCCACCACGCCGCUCUCCUGGAGCGGAGCCACGUCAGCAAGUGGCGGCAACCUCGAUGGCUACGAGGAUUUUUCUUCGAAUCUGGAAUGGACGAAAUGGCAUUCACGAGGCGCCUGUGGCACUUGUCUCCAUUUCGCUAUUGUUUGGCCUCCGUCGGAUUUACAAUUCUACCCUUGCCGGAGCCGCUGUGUGGUGUCGUCGUUUCUGUUUAUUUUCUUUCUUCCUUCCUAGAAGUUCGAGUUGAAGGGGGCUGUAAAUCUAAAAUAAGAGUAGUUAACACUUUGAUUCAUCGCAUGGAGUCAGUCAGAGGCGCUCGCUUGAAUGACUCUUCUUCUUCUUCUUCUUAUUCUUCACACAUUUUUUCCUCCCUGCACUUGACGAAAAGGCCCUUCCUUCAAAGGGCAAUUUUGUCUCUCGUUGCUAAUCCUAGUGAAACAGUUACUACCAGAAAGUCAAGAAGAAAAAAGACCUUAUCUGAACUAAAAGAGGAGGAGGAUUUGUUGUUGAAGGAAAGAAGAAGUUUGAAAAAAGAACUGGCGUCCUUGCGAGUCACUGUUGAGAAACAUAAAACCACAAAUGAAAGCUUAAAGAGAAUGAAGCUUGAUUUUGUUUCACGGCAAAACUCUAGUGGUGCUGCUGCGGCCUCUGAGGUGUGUGGGAAAGCUGUCAAUGACCCAUCUCAGUUUGCAACGUCAGAGUGUCAUCCAUCUGAUUCCGUCUCCCGAAACACUGUCAUACAUGACGUUUCACCUGUUUGUGCAGCAAAUGCUUCUCCCAAAGCACAAGGGAAUGGUAACCAAGAAUCUACUUUCGUGCUCCCUGAUCUAAAUUUGCCUGUUGAUGAGGAUUUCAGCGCCAAUGCCAUACAUUGA
Sphenostylis stenocarpa is the source of this 1143-nucleotide messenger RNA. The record is from the annotation of a GenBank genome assembly. NCBI's taxonomy places the organism in Eukaryota, Viridiplantae, Streptophyta, Magnoliopsida, Fabales, Fabaceae.